AUGCACAAUCAUCAUUCGGCUGCGUUUGAUGGAAAGAAGUCUCCUCAGGAGUUGGUUUUGCAGAGACCACUGGCGGAGUGUGCAUCCACGUUGAUCGGGAUGACGGUACUUGCGGAAUUACCGGAUAGUAUGAAGAAGACUUCUUUGUCGAGAUUCGUGGAAGCAGCUUACUUGUAUCCAGAAGUUGGUGGCUUGACCCAUGUGGUGAGUUCUAUGGUGAAUGGGACGCCACAUCACUAUCGGGCGAAGUCGAUAAAGCAUAUCACUCCUCUGAAGGUUGGAAUGGAGCAUUGUGGACAUUUGCUCAAGGCCUAUGAUCCUAGCGAUACAUUGGCACCUCCCAUCUUGAAAGAGUUGGAUGAUGGGAUACCUUCUGAAGUUGAGGGUGAAGUCGACAAAGCAUUUGAAGGAAAGGUGUCACAAGGACCUACCACAGACAUGAGUCAGGUAGGACCACCUGCGGCAUGGGUACGAGAGCAUGGAGGAACACCUGGAUGUCCAGCGUGUGGUGAGAAGCGUGGAAAAGCCAAUCACAAUGCUGCCUGCAAACGGAGGUAUGAUAAGUGGUUGAAGGACCAACGUGAGAGGUUGGUUGUUGAAGGGGAACAAAAGACGGUUGGAGGUGAACCUGGAUCUAGAUCAGGAUCGACCGCGGCUCCGAAGGUUUCUUCAGAAGCGAGAAGCUCUGAGGAUGCGGGGGUGCCUCUUGUCAGUGCACCUUCGUUGAAGCGUCCAAAGACCAGUCAUGAGACUACCGGCCUGGAAGGCGAAGAGCCCUCAGCGGCGUCCAAGCCAGAUGUGAUUGAUGUGGAGAUGUUUGAGGAUCCAAGUAUUCCUUAUGAAAACAUUCCAGAUGAGGAGAUGCCUCCGGGAUACUUUGAAGAUGAACAGCCUAUGGAGAUUGAUAAGGGAGUAGCUGAAGAGGCUGCGGCAAUGAACGUCGAGUCUGAAAGCUCCCCAAGCGAGCCUAGUAGGGUUCCAAGGCUGUUGCAGUCGCUUCAUCCAAGAUUGGAUGCCCCAGAAGGUUUUACCAGUGCUUUUGAGGAAGCAAGUGCGCCGAAGUUAGCCAAAGUGGUGAAUGCUGUUCUGAUUGAAAAGAACACUGUGUAUCCCGAGCAAGUACAGAUGUGUGGAUCGAAAGUUUGGUUGACCAAGAUGAAGAGUGCGUUGUCUGAGCUGGAUGGGUGUCCAUUGGACGUAUCGUCAGCUAUGGAGGGUCGACGUACUGAACUUGGUAGCAUGGAUUCACAUAAGGCGGGAAGGAUUGUGUCUGCUGAUGAGGCACAUGCGUUUGCCAAGAAGCAUGGGAUAAGGAUCAUCCCUACACGAUGGGUACUUGGACCCAAGGUUGUGAACGGGAAAGAGGCAGUGCGCGCCCGGUGUGUGGUACAAGAUGUGGCUAAGGGUAGUACGGCUUCAUCGCUAGGUCUGAGUGCGACCACGCCGUCGUUGGAAGCUUUGCGAACUCUCUUGGCCAUUGCUGCCAAAGAUUCGAUGGAUAUUGCUACCCUGGAUGUCUCGACUGCAUUCAGUGAUUAUGAAACGGGUCGCAUCACUCCGACUGGAGGAAGAAUUGUCUUCUUGGGAAGAGAGAUUGAGAGGAAUGGUGAGCAUCUACGGAUGAGAGUUCCACCGAAGUACAUGGAAAGUUUGUUUGAGACAGAUUUUUGCAAGGACCUGAAGGUGGUGAGUAGUCCUCCGGAUCUUGUGAAGAUCAUUGAGAAGGGUCGCGCUGAUCCUGAAAAGGAUAGCGUGUUGUCGGAGGCUGCUGCGAUGCGCUAUCGAGCGGUUCUUGGAAGGAUUGCUUGGUGGGGCCAGUCUCGUCCAGACUUGGCUCGUUGGAUGUCGAUUCUUUCCCAAGGUCAGUCGAAGCCUACGGCGUGUUUUGAGCAUGCUUUGAGGCAAGUGAUUCGUUUCUUGAAAGGCCAGUAUCUGUGUUGGUCUUACUUUGGUCCUGGGGGUGAGGUCCCAGACGGAGGAUCUGCCACGCUUGAUGUGUAUGCGGAUGCGAGUUGGGCACCGCAAGAAAGUGAAGGACUGGCAACGCUGAUUGGACAAUUGGCUGGGUCCAAAGUCGAGAUUAGGAUUUGCGGAAUUCGGUUCUCUCGCAGCGACUCUGGUUCAAGCGCCACGCAAGCUAGCACAUCUGUGGAAGUCGUACCUUUGUUGAAGGACGACAUGACGGAUUCAAAGGCGGAUACCCUGAAGGGAUCCGUGGAGGCACCAUACUGGUGCAAGCAAUGCAAAUGGCUGUUUAAGACAGACCAUUCCCAUGGACUGGGAUGGACGGAUGAGUACAAGCCCAGGUGUGAGAAGUGCCAGGGCGUGAUAAGUGUUUGGGGAUCCAAUGCCUCCCACGCCUUUCAUCUCCGAGAGGGAGAGAAAGAGAAGCGGUUUCCGAAAGGCGGCAAAGGGGAAGGCAAGUCCUCCCAGUGGGUGCAAGGCGAUGGUGGAAAAGGUGAUGGCACCAAUCUGGGUGAAAGCUCGAUGGCGAAAGCUACGCCAAAGCCUGAAGGGCCACCGAGUGUGGCAACUAUGUUUCCAGAGCUUAAUGGGAGUGAGGUGCCAGCAUGGUACACUGAGCUCUGGGGGAAGAUGGGCAUCCGAGGAGCCCCUCUUGACCAGGUGGAUCUCCAACCUUUGGUGGAAUCCUUGCCGGCUGAGGAUCAGGAGUGGUAUAAGAAGAGCUUUGAGAAGCUCAGCCACCCGAACUUUGCUGUGUUUGAGCAUGGGGAUCCGAUGCCGGGCAAAGUGGUGACAGUCCUGGAUAUGAGAUCGCAGUAUGGUGGCAAGUCUGUCAUCUGGGAGACAACUGUGAAUGGAGGUUGCAUCUACGUUGAAAUGGGCCCGGGGUUGAGUGGUUUGGCAGUGCUCAUGUUUGUGCAGUACCUGAAGAGGAAGGGGUUCUUGGUGCUUAUCCUUUUGAGUGGGGAUCAGGACCCAGGGAUCUUGCGGAUGAUGGAUCUGCUUUACACACUUCCCAUCCUGGGAGUGGAGAGAUGCACAAAGGGUGAUCUGGAGACCACCUCCCAUCCUCCCUGGGUGUGCCGAUGGAAAGAGCAUGCUCAGAAUGGCAACGUGGUGUUCAAGGCUGUGCUUUCCAAGGUGUGUUGGAUGUCUGAUUUGACAUGCCAGACACUCAAGGCUUUCGACUCUAAGGUGAAGGACCUCGGGAAGCCGUUGCCUCUGUGGGCCUACUUUGCGUACACCAACAAUGAUGUGGUGCAGGAAAGUUUGAUUGUGGAAUGCGAUCACAUGGCUGUGAAGGUUCCCAAUGGGGUGCUUGAGAGCAUCCGUGAGCCUAUGAUCUGGCAGUGUGACUGCGCGUGGCAUAUGGCCACGGACUACACAAGCAGGUUCACUACGAACCUCCCGUGCAUCCUGUGGGAGCACAUCUGGAAGUUUUUGGGUGGGAACACUCAGAAGCUGAUGGAUGUUGAGCUCGGUUUGGAACAGGCUGUGUUAGCAGCCGUGGCUUUGCAUGACCUCGAGGUGGAAACUGAGAACAAGAGGAAGAGGCGUGCGGAGUUGGAUGCAGCUGAGGAGGAAGCGGCUAAGAAGGCCAGAACGGAGCAACCAGCUCCAAACUCACCUGCACCUCCGGUGCUUGAUGGAGCUAUGAUCGCGCAGAUCGCUGCAAUGGUAACAGCGAGUCUGAGUGUUGGUGACUUGGAGAAGCUGCUGGAUGAGAAGAGAAGGGCAUCUGCUUCUGGCAGUGCUCAGGGAUCUGAGCAUAGCGGUGCUCAGCAGGACCAGCAGAUGGGCCAACGGGUUGCUGAGUUGGAUCAGAUGAGGGAUGCGGCACAGGAGCGCCGAUCCCAGCUGGUUGAGAAAGCCUCUGAGAAGGCUGAUGAGGCGAAGGAUGCAGCUGAUCUGAAGUGA
Molecule: messenger RNA, 3882 nt
Organism: Symbiodinium sp. CCMP2592
Lineage: Eukaryota; Dinophyceae; Suessiales; Symbiodiniaceae
Source: the annotation of a GenBank genome assembly